UUUCGAUCGACACACAAACGAGUUGUUCACCUGCAAGCAGAACACGUAUUCAAAGCACAGAAACACACUGACAAAAAAAAUAAAGUUUCUCUAUUCUAGUUGUGUGUGUCUGUGUAGUGCUCCUGCGCGUGUGUGUUGCCAGUGAGUUUCAACAGUGAAGUUUUUUUUUCUCUAACGUGUGUGUGCGUGUGUUUGUGCCGUGUCUCUCAGUGCUUGUGUGUGAGAAACAUUUGGAAUUUUGUCCACUCAAACGACUGCACAGUGGAAACUGAAACAAGAGUGAACUCGGUGUUUUUUGUGUUAUGACCUUUUAAUAUACGCCAACAACAACAACAAAAAAAGUUUCGGUGUUUCAACGACUAGAAAUCCCCACGUCGAACUUGGAACGGAUCUUUGAGAUCAACCACAAAAAAAAAGCGGAAGUGGAAAUGAGAAAGAAGGGACGAUCACGCCGUCUUGUGCCCACCCCUGACGAAGAGAUGACACACAGCGAAGAGGAGACGACAAUAAAGACAUCGUCUUCCAUAAUGUCGUCCACAUUAGAAGUAGCUCCCGUCAGUCCCAGCGGAUCGUCUGACGCCAAUCACAACCUCAACAAACCACUGCUGGCAUCGUCUUCUCCUUCUUCCUCUUCAUCGUCGUCGUCCUCAUCGUCUUCUUCCUCUUCGUUCACCACAAACAACACGGCCAUCAGAGAGGGCAACGUUGUCGCUUCUGAUUUCCUGCCGUCGGCUCCGGCCCUUCAGCGUCCGCCGCAGUCGGCCCACGUCAGCGCAGUUGACCGGCCGGAAGACGACGUUGAAGAAGCCGAAUUGGCCACCGAACCGGAAGAAGUUGACGAGGAAGAGGAGGUGGAGGAAGAAGAGGAUGAUGCCACCUCCCCCGAGGGUCAAUCCCCAACUCCGCGCGACGUCACUCAACGAAUCAAUUCGUCGGUGGUCAAAGGCGACGUGGGCGGACCGGAAUCGCCAUCGGGAUUGAUUCAUCCCACGUCAGAGCAAUCCAUUAAGAGUGGCAAGAAAUCAUCUGGCAUUUUGGUUCCACGAGUUCCUUCCAACAAAAACAAGAGCCGCACCAAAACAGGGCCAUCAACGGGCCGUCAGGAAGUCGUUGCCGAGUACUUUGCCAAGUGUUGGCUCUGCAGCAAGGGCUUCCCGUCGCCGGCCGUUCUACGGGAACACCUGCAGAACGUUCAUCACGAAAGCGCGGCCGCCAUCGCCGCUGCCAUGGCCGCCCUUCAACAGCAGCAGCAACAACCGCAACAACAACAACAGCAAUCGCUUGCUGCAGGCGGAGUGCAGAACACCAUUCAACCUGUGACGUCAGUUCCUGUUACGACCAGCACGUCUUCGUCUUCGACGUCGUCAUCAUUGUCAUCGUCCUCAUCGACGGCCCUCCACCAACUGCAGAAGCAUCCGCACGCCUGCCUCCAGUGCAGCGCCACCUUCGCCGAGAGAGACGAACUGGAACGGCACGAGCUGACUCACUCCCCCACCGCUCAAGUGUCGUGCGGCGUUUGCCAGAAGAACUUUGCCAACGUCUACCGCCUACAGCGUCACAUGAUCAGCCACGACGAAUCGGCUGGAUUGCGCAAAUUCAAGUGCACCUACUGUGACAAGGCCUUCAAGUUUAAGCAUCACCUCAAGGAGCACGUUCGGAUUCAUUCUGGCGAGAAGCCGUUCGAGUGCGCCAACUGCGGCAAGCGUUUCUCCCACUCGGGCUCGUAUUCUUCUCACAUGACCUCCAAAAAGUGCCUCAUCCUCAAUUCCAGAAACAGUCGACCACGUCUGCCAGUGAUGGAUCAGAAACCCGUUGCCUCCAAUUUGGCACCCGUAGCGCCAUUAAGAGCGCCCAGUCCGGUCAUCGGACGCCGCAGCUCGACACCGACAUCGGCCAGCGGUGGUAAAUUGAACAGCAGUAGCGGCAACAACGGCUUCAAUGUCGUCAACCGCCACGUCAACGGCUAUGCGCCUGUCAUGGGCUACCCGAGCCUCUACGAACCGCCCAAAUCGGUCAAUGCCGGUGUCAAUCCACCUGGCCCCCCACCUCCACCGCCUCCGCCAGCUCCUCAUUAUUUCAACAACAUACCGGGAAUGGGCUAUAAUACUCCGGGCCUCGCCCACCUUCAUCAGUACUUGGUGGCCGCCCACCUUGCGCAUCCACUGCGCAACGUCCCUCUGCCCGUUCACAGCAACAAUAGCAGCACCAGCCCCGUAUACAAAGAUGUGGAUCCGGUUGCUUUGGCAGCCGAACUCGAUCGUAAGAGGAAGCGCUCGGAUUCGGGUAUUGAAGAUUCGACGACCAAGCUUGUCACGGAUUCGAAGCUCGGUCGCUAUCAGCAAAACGAUGCCAUCACAACUGGACACCAGUCUCCAGCUGAAAUCGAGAAAGUAAAAAAGAUCCUUGAAACUGUCAACGCCAACGUCACACGUCAACUUUUGGAGGCCAGCGUCCAGCGUGUCAAGAACGUUCAACAUGGGCACUAUAUUCAUCACCCGUUGAGUUCCAGUCCUCACGAGAAUAAACAUCAUGAUUACAGCGAAGGAUUGGCGGCCAAAAUGGAAGAUGAUAAUCGGCACGUGCAGGUCUCGCCCAAUAUAACUCCCGGACUGGAGGAUAUGAUCGAAGAGGUCCCCGACACCGAUGACCAGCCGUCUGUGCCUCAUCAGGGCGCGGCUGAUGACGAUCUGAGGGAGGACGCUGCCAGCGAAACUGGCACCGACGAUUCCGGUCUUGUUAUGGCGCUCGACCAGGACAGCGUUAAUGGACAGCGCGAUGAGAACAAUCCUUCCAACAACAAUCAUGGGGUUGGACACCUAAGCGCGGGAUUUUCUGUUGGUGGAUUGGCCAAGACGUCAGAACGAACCAGAUCGACAAUAUCGGAAGAUAAAGCAGCCAUUUUGAAGAGAUAUUUCGCUCAGCAACCUCGCCCUAAACGCGACGAGAUUAACCGACUGAGCCGCGAACUCAACUUCCCGCCGCGAGUUAUUCAAGUCUGGUUCCAAAACGCCAGAGCGCGAGAUCGCCGAGAAGCCCUGUUUAAUGUAGUCCAUGGUAACGAAUCGUUCCAGUCUCGUCUCAGUAAUGGACAUGGACCCACCACUGAACACUAUGCAAACCAACAUUUUUCUGCCCAGCCGACGGACUUAAGUUCCACGGCCGAACACGAGGAUUUAGAUGAGAGUAGAAACAUGGAAGAGGAAGAAGAAGAAGAAGAAAACGAGCAGCCAUUGGACCUGACUGUCAAGCGAAUAGAAUCCGAAUCUCAUGCGGUUGUACAGCGACCGCAGCUUAGAGAGACACCAGGAGUCGUUGAAAAUGGUAUGAAAAUGGAAAGGAAUUUGACUGGAACGUCUGAGCUCACCGUGUCGGUGAGCGUGAAAGAGAACGGCAUUGUGCACCCGAAGAAGCGCAACUGGAUCAAAAUGGAAGAAGAGGAUGAUUCCUUCCCUCACGAAAUCGAAGAGUGGAAAAAGACUUUUGCCGCUGGACUUCAUUGCGGAGUCCAGCGCUGUUUCAACGGUAAAUUGUCACCGCAGUCGUCAGACAUCUCCGGAGCUGAAGAAGAAACUUUGAAACGUUCGUCAUUGGGACCAGUUGGAUCGUGCGACGAAGGCAGCGAAUCACGUGACACAAGCGGUGAUGAUGGUGGACACACCACUCCUACGACGAGCAUUACCGCUCGUAGUGGAAAGAAAGCCAAAUUCGGUAGUGGUGGUAGCGUCACGGGUGGUAGCAAAAGUCUUACUCCAGCACCAUCAACCGUAGCGAUGGCAGUCGGCGACAACAGCGAAGGGCUCUACUCUUGCGACCAGUGCGACAAGAGCUUCUCCAAACUCAGCUCUUUGACGCGCCACAAAUACGAACACUCUGGUCAACGGCCGUACCAGUGUGACAUGUGCCCGAAAGCUUUUAAACACAAGCACCACCUGACGGAGCACAAGCGAUUGCACAGCGGAGAGAAGCCGUUCCAGUGCCAAAAGUGCCUGAAACGCUUCUCGCACUCGGGCUCUUACAGCCAACACAUGAACCAUCGUUUCUCCUAUUGUAGACCGUGUCCAGCCAGUUCCUGAAUGAAUGAAAACAAAACGAACGGAAGCAACGACGAUGACGACUUAAUCGCUCAUUUUGUUUAUUGCAACAACAGAACAUGACCAACGAAACGCGCGUCAGCAAAAAUCGACUUUGUUCUACGUGACACAAAAUGCGUCUCCCGUCUAUUUGUAAGGGAAAACAAAACAAUUCUUUUGCAUCUUUCACUUUUUCGUGGUGAUCUGUCUGUGUGUGUUUAUGUAUAGCUCUCUCCUUUCAUGUUCUCGUGUUAAUCGGUCGUUUAAUCUCGAUCUAUGAUAUAUGCAGAUAGGUGAUUGUGCAGGAUUCAGUGCAACGAAAAUUCUCCUAAAACGCCGCCUCGCUUAAGAGGCGAAGCGUUUCCGUUUCCUUUUUUUAAAAUUUCAUUAAAUUUUUUUUUUUUUUAAGUCGAAAAAACGCUACGGUAGUUUCGGUAGGCCGAAUGUACUCGCGUGAAUUUCUUCAGCCCGUGCCAAAACAUAGUUUAUAUUAUAUGAACCUAAAAUUGAUUACGCAUAGACUUGUAUAUAUAUAUAAACUGGUUGGAGAUGAAUGUAGAUUCUCGGAUAAUCUUCAGCGGUGAUUGAAGUACCAAGCAAUACUCAUGUAAACUACAAGAAAUCUCCCACCGGUUUAUAUAUUGUUCGCUAUAUAUCCUCGUCUUUAAUCCUAAGUUUCUUCCAUAAGGUAUCGAAAUUACCAUUCAAUGUCGUUUUUCUUUUCCCUUUUAAACAAAAUGGGUGUUUAAGCAGACAUACGAAAAAAAAAGAGCUCUUGUCUUCCUUCACGUUAAAUGACAUUUGCUUUGCGCAUGGAUCAAUGGUCUUUUCUUUGUUUCCAUUGUUUUUGUUUAGUGAACCGAUGAGAUGUGGGAAGCAAUUUUUUAAAUUCAGUUUUUAUUUUUUCAUUGAAAAGCGGGACUGUUUGGUUUAAUUCUUUUGUUUUUUAAAAAUAGUUUUCCUAUGGUCGCCAGCCUAGUCAGGGUGCACCACACGUGCAAUCUCUUAAAAAAAAUCUGUUCAAUUGUUUUUUCUUUUUUUAUAUUUUUGUUUUUCUGCGUUGAGGCUGGUUGACUUUCAGUUUGACAGGUUU
Molecule: messenger RNA, 5163 nt
Organism: Daphnia carinata
Lineage: Eukaryota; Metazoa; Arthropoda; Branchiopoda; Diplostraca; Daphniidae
Gene: zfh1
Product: zinc finger protein 1-like
Exons: 13
Coding region: 429-4073 (1214 amino acids)
Biological process (GO): anatomical structure development; regulation of transcription by RNA polymerase II
Molecular function (GO): RNA polymerase II cis-regulatory region sequence-specific DNA binding; DNA-binding transcription factor activity, RNA polymerase II-specific
Source: RefSeq, a predicted model, not a curated record